AUGUCACCUCCAGAUUGCACUCCGGUGAGGAAUAUUUCCACAGUAGGGGCAAACUCGUUCAUCGACCUCAUUGUUGCACGUGUACUUGUCAUCCGAGAUGGUAGGUUCUUCACCUUGACCGACUUCGGGUCUCGUCAACUGUCAGGUAUGACGGCCGAGGUCGUGGUCAACUUCUCCGACGAAUGGCGUCCGAGUCCACUUCUCAAAGUCGGCAACGUGGUGGUCUUGAGGGGGUUCAAAAAGAUGAGGGGACACAAGAAAGGGAACUCAAUGCUCUACUUCAACCGAGCAAAGUCGGGCGUCAUGUUCUACAAUGCCCAAAAACAGGUCUACGGCAAGCAUUUUCUCGGACAAGCGGGGAGAAUUGAAGAAUUCAGCCGAGGAAGUGAUAACCACAGAUACGUCGUUAGUCUGAUUGACGACUGGAAGGACGAUCCUAGAGCAGUUCCUAUGAAGAAAACUCCCACCCCACGUGCUGUCAGUACUAAGAUGAGUCUUAAGGAGGCUUAUGACAGAUUUGAUACUACGAGAUUGGUCACUAUCAACGGCAAACUCAACUUAGGCGAUGAUGGACUGUUCUAUCUGACCGAUUCCAUUGAUUGCACAGUCAGUUUGGAGGGGUUUAGAGUCGAAGAAAGACUGAAGCAACAGCUACGACAUGAAGACACCUCCUACAUUCAAAUCACCAAUGCCAAAUGCCAGGCACGCACAAGGGAUCAGAAAGAUAAGACAAAAAUGCGUGUCAAGAUCACAGAUAUUUCCACCAUUUCCACUCUGAUUCCUAUUGAAAGAAGACACCUGAAGGAGAAACUCACGCCUAAGCCUCUGCCCACUUCUUAUCUUGCUACGCCCGAUCAAUCACUGGAUGCCAUUUCUUCCUUGGAGAAUAUCGACGUGUGGGAACCUGAAGAAGAUGAACUGGAUUCCAUAUUUGCUGGAGUGACGGAAGCCAAAUUUGACAAGUCUGUACCGAGUGAGGCACCGCAGACACCUAAGUCUCAAGUCCACAUCGGUUCAGAGUCAGAUGAAGACGACUCUUUGGAGAGCUUUACAGACUUCAUAUACCAUGGUCCACGGCCCGACCGUGUGGAUCUUUCCAGCCCUCUUGUAUCAGGCAGGUCCAUUACUAAGAGAAAUGUUCCUCCUCAGAGUGGACAGCCUAUAAUGACAAGCACGCCCAAAGCUCAAGGAUCUAGGUCUCCACCACAUGAUUCGACUAAACAGCUGUUCCAGUGUGUCAGUGGAUCAAGUGAAUCGGACCCUUUCAGCAGUCCUGUUCGAAAGAGACCCAAGAUCGACCGGAGUACAUGA
Messenger RNA from Yarrowia lipolytica CLIB122, 1311 nucleotides. RefSeq lists its product as uncharacterized. The record is from RefSeq and is a predicted model, not a curated record. NCBI's taxonomy places the organism in Eukaryota, Fungi, Ascomycota, Dipodascomycetes, Dipodascales.